AUGUCUGAUACGGAACACAAUAAUUUACUCAACUCUAUUUCUUUCCAAAAUAAUACAGCAAGCAAUCAACCACAUUUUCAGACAAUCAUUUGGACGAGUUUCUGGAGGAUCUUAACAUCACUUGGUUGCCAUCCCACGAGAACGAAAACUUACCUACAAAUAUCUACAAAGGCAAUUAAUACCUUACCAUCAGAUGAUAGACAACUACUGCUCCAGAUGUAUCCCUGGAAUAAGCUCGUCAAGCUUGACCCAUUACCUAUGACAAGAAGAUUGCAAAACACAUGUUUAAAUAUGACAAAGAAGUGGACAAAAACCUUGUUUAGACUAUUCUACCGUUUUUCAGCUGUGAUAUGCCCAAUUGAUGUGGCCUUCAGGACUCUUUAUGAACGUUAA
Acaulospora morrowiae is the source of this 393-nucleotide messenger RNA. The record is from the annotation of a GenBank genome assembly. NCBI's taxonomy places the organism in Eukaryota, Fungi, Glomeromycota, Glomeromycetes, Diversisporales, Acaulosporaceae.